Molecule: messenger RNA, 2595 nt
Organism: Mustela erminea (ermine)
Lineage: Eukaryota; Metazoa; Chordata; Mammalia; Carnivora; Mustelidae
Product: NUT family member 2G-like
Exons: 7
Coding region: 337-2499 (720 amino acids)
Source: RefSeq, a predicted model, not a curated record
GCAGUGAAUCUGGAAAACAGUGUCUGAACUGCCUGGAAGGCGCUCCCUGAUUGUGCUGUCCCUUUAUCGUUCGAAAGGAACUUGGGGUUCUGGCCCACCUGCCAGAGCCUGACUCAUGGAAUGUCUCCCCACCCUCAGCCAGGGCAGUGGCCCUCCGCCCCUCCCCCGCCACAGAAUGUCAUGAGGUCAUGCAUUCUCACCCUGUUUAGAUUCAAACUUUCCCAGCCUUGGCUUGGGUCUUGAGUGUCUCUCCUGCAGCAGCUCACCGUGUGGGGCCCAGACCUGACUUUUGUCACUGUGGAGGCUGCCAGGCGGCAGCGUCCUCUGCCUGUGCGGAUGGCUUUCCAAGGAGCAUCUGCAGUGCUGGGAGGCCAUGUGGCCACGGACCAGGGAGCCUCCCUGUCUGCUUUCAUGGCACGGCCCUUCCCCCCACCCACUGCCGGCGCCUCCCACCGGCCACUCUGGGGGCAGCACCCGCCGCCCCUCCUGACCACGCCAUUCCCUCCUGGUGGCCCCCUGGUGAUGCCAGCUUUCUCCAGGACUCCGCUGGUGGCAGGAGAGGCUGGCCUUGGCCCCAAUGGGACUGGGACCUGCAAUGUCACUGUGCAGGUCAGGUCAGAACAGGGGUGCUCCGUGACCCCCCAGACUCAGACCAUCGUCCUCACUCCGGCCCCCCUCAGCUGGAGUGCUCCAGGGGCCCUCGGUGGGGGUGCUGCGUGUCCCGCACCCAUCUUCGUGACAGCCUCUGCGGUGGAGACCAGCAUGCCUGCCUCGGCCCGUGGGGGCUCCCAGGCCGGCAAGGGAGGCUUGGCUGCAAGCCUUCCACCUCCGGCUCAGCCCCCAGUCACGCAGCUGACCACCGUCGUGCCCCCAGUCAACGCCAGGCCACAGCCUCACGGAGCUUCCAGGAGCCGGACCACGGCCUCGCCCCAGGACUCCAGUAACCCCAAGAGUGUUUACGAGAACUUCCGGCGCUGGCAGCGCUUCAAGUCGCUGGCCCGGAGGCACCUCCCGCAGAGCCCCGACGCAGAAGCUCUCUCCUGCUUUCUCAUCCCGGUGCUACGGACCCUGGCGCGCCUGAAGCCCACGAUGACGCUGGAAGAGGGAGUGCGGCGGGCCGUGCAGGAGUGGCAGAGCAAAAGCAACUUUGACCGCUUCAUCUACUACGAGAUGGCGGGAAAGUUCAUGGAAUUCGAGAUGGAGGAGGAGAUGCAGAUGCGGAAGUUACAGUGGGUGAAGGUGGCCCAGGGCCUGCCUCCCCCAGCGCCCCCGAAGCCCGAACGGCGGGGGCCCCCAGCCGCGGAAGCGGGCCCGCAGCCAGCGUGCGUUCCCAGGAAGGCUGGUUACAGGGCCCAGCCCUCCCGCCUGCAGCCAUACCGACCCCCGCGGCGCCGGCAGACCAAGGCGCCCAAGGAGAUCCCUCCAGAGGCUGUGAGAGAGUACGUGGACAUCAUGGAGGGGCUGCUGGGGCCUGGCCGCUCAGCCCCGGGGGGCCCGGCAGGUGAAUGGGGAGAGGACGGAAAGGAGCCACAGCAGGACGAGGCCGCGACCUACCCGGACCCGGGUCUCCUGAGCUACAUUGACGAGCUGUGUUCCCAGGAAGACUUCAUUACCAAGGUGGAGGCAGUCAUCCACCCCAGCUUCCUGGCGGAAUUGCUGUCCUCGGAACCACAGCUGGACCUCCUGGCCCUGGCUGAGAAACUGGAGCAGGAGGAAGGGCUCAGCCUUGCAGAGCUGGUGGAGAAAAGACUGGCGGCCUUGAAUACGGAGGAGGGUGUGCAGGCACCGCCACGUCUCUGCGCGGCCCGAUCGGGCCCCAGUGCUGAGCACGAGACUGGUCCCGGGAAGGGGCUUGGGGUCAGCGACAAAGCCUGCCCAGCAGACACCGACGGCCAGGACCUUCAGAGGCACGGCCGAGCACAGACACACCUGUCGGGGCCCAGAGCCAUUGCUCUCUGUCCCGGACGACAGGAGGCACCUGCACCCAGGGCCCGACGGGUCCCCGCCCCUCCCCAGGGUCAAAGGUGCGCCACCCCUGGACCGGGCCCCAGGGAUACCCCGCUUCUCAGAGAGGCCCCUCCUGCUAGGGACACUCGAGGGCUGGUGGAUGGGUCCAGUGAGGACGAGGAGGAGCUCCCCAGCCUGGCCUUCCUCCUGGCCUCUCAGCACAGGCUGCUGCCCUGGAGGCUCUCCCAGAGUCCCGCUCCUGCCUCAGUCAUCCCCAGCCCUGGCGGUUGGGGGCCGCAGGGGGCUCCACGGGCCCCCUCUCCUCAGAGAAUAGGCCUCGGCCCGGCCACCGACCCAGCUACAAAGUCCAGGAAGCGGGCUCUGUGUGAAGGUCCUGCCUCUGUGGCAAAGAUGCCCCUGCCUGGGGCCAACCUCAGGGUGUCUGGGAGGCCGGCCUUGGCUGUGGGGCUGGUUCACCCCUCACAGCCUGCAAAGAGAAGGCGUGACUCCUUGGUCACAGGGAGGAGAAGGAAUCGUCACUGCAGCCAGUAGGGAGAAGUGGGCCUGCGCUCCAGGGCCGGCACACCCCGGGGCCCCCCAAGGAGCCUAGGGGGUCCUUCUCAUCCUGGUGCUGAUUCUGGCUGUGGG